AAAAAAUAUAAUCGAAAUAAAUCAAUGGGUAGUGGUGCAAGUGUAGAAUAAGAGUAAUAAUAUUAAAAUCUACCAGCUCAGAAUAAUAUAUUCAUAGAUGAAGGAGUUGGAAUUGAAUAAUCUCAAUUAUCUAGAAAAUGGACAACUAAAAUGACAAUGUUUAAAAAUUUAGAAACUAAGAAUUUCUUAGAAACACAUUUUUAGAAUAAAUCUCCUAAAUAAAUAACUAAAUUAGAAUAAAGGCCUUCAGUUGUUUAUUCUGAAGAUAGUGAUUAAAUAGUUAAAUCUUCAAGUUCAUCUGCUAUAUCAAGUAAAAUGCAUAUUUCACAUUAAAAGAGAAAGACUCCAUUUCAUAAAGAAAAUGAAGAAGACAGUGAAGAUGAAGAAAGUGAUAUUGAAGAAAAAUAAUUACAUAAUGAUAGAAGAUAAACUAAAUUCUAAAAUUUUUAAAGUGAUGAUUCUUUUGAAGAAAGAGAUGAUGGUACUAAAUUAAUUAAAUAACAUAUAUAAUAAGCUGAAGAAACAAUUACAUCAAGAAAAAGCAGUAUAAAUUCUAAAACUGAUUAAUAAUUUUUAGCUAAUUUUGAAAUUAAAGAAAUUGCUGAAUAAAUUCACUUGGUUAAAUAAUAUUUACCCUAAAAUUAUCCAGCUAGUUAAUUAUAUAUAAGAACCAUUAUUAGUGAAUAAAAAUUAUAACCAGGAAAAGAUAAACUAGUUAAAUUAGCUUGUAGAUAAAACCUUGAUGAUUCAGAAUUAAAUGAUUCUAUUAAAAAUGAUAAUGAUAAUGAAUCAAAAUCAGAAAUAUAAACGGAUUAUUCUCCUGAAUAAUUAUUAAAUUAAAUUGGAAUAGCAAUAACUAGUAAAAAAGGUAAUAAAAAUGAUGCAUCACCUUUGGCUUCAGAUUAUUUAAUUUAUAAUGAUGAUUAUCAAAAGGUUUUAAUUUUAAGUAAUGGGCAUGGAGAAUUCGGUGAAUAAAUUAGUAAUUUAACUUAUAGAAUGGUCUUUCAUUAUUUAAUCAGAACAUCAACUUUCUAUACAAACCCUAUGAGAGGAUUAGAAGUUGUCUUUAAAAAAUUACAAAACAAACUAAAAAUGUAUAUAGAGAAAAAGAAACUAGAUGAUACUCAUAAUAUUUUACUUAGUGGUUGUGUUAUAACAGGUAUCAAUAAUAUCAUAUAAAAUUAGUGAUUAUUUAAAGAGAUUCUAAAUUAUACUGUGCCUAACUUGGAGAUAAUAGAACUUACAUCUACAAAGAACAUGUUCAUAAUAGCAAAGAGAAAAAGAUUAUAGCUGAAAUCUUACCUAUGCAUACACCUGUAGAUAAUUCUGAAAAAGCUAGAAUUUUUAAUAGUGGAGGAGAAGUAAGAAAGAAUCUUUAAGGAGAAGAAUAUGUUUUUGUUAGAGGCAGGUUGUAUCCAUAAUUACAUGUGACUAGAAGUUUAGGUGAUGUUAUAGCCCAUGUUAUCGGAGUAUCUUCCUAACCAUAUUUUUUAGAAUAUGAUAUAACUUAUUAGGACACAUUCUUAAUUUUAUCAACAUCAGCUGUCUUUUCCUAUCAAGAUCAAAAUGAUAUUAUGAAUCAUUUAAGUGGAUUUUCUCUUCAUGAUAUUAAAUCUGCUUGUGAAUCAUUAUAUAAAUAAUGCAAAUCUAGUUGGAUAGUCACAGAAGGAAUGUUCGAAGAUAUGACUAUUAUAUUAUUAUGGCUUGGUUAAUUAAAAGAGCCAAAAUGA
Paramecium sonneborni is the source of this 1730-nucleotide messenger RNA. The record is from the annotation of a GenBank genome assembly. NCBI's taxonomy places the organism in Eukaryota, Ciliophora, Oligohymenophorea, Peniculida, Parameciidae.